Molecule: messenger RNA, 1043 nt
Organism: Strongylocentrotus purpuratus (purple sea urchin)
Lineage: Eukaryota; Metazoa; Echinodermata; Echinoidea; Camarodonta; Strongylocentrotidae
Product: deleted in malignant brain tumors 1 protein-like
Exons: 5
Coding region: 31-954 (307 amino acids)
Cellular component (GO): membrane
Source: RefSeq, a predicted model, not a curated record
UAUUCAUAUUUUGCCCUAGUUGAGGUACCAAUGCGACUGUCGGGAGGAGCGGAUUUUCAUUCGGGAAGGGUCGAGCUAUUCUACUACGGUUCCUGGGGCACGAUGUGUGCUGCAGACGACCUCAGCACGACCUCCACGCCGCACUACGCCAUGAACAUCGCAAACGUGAUAUGCCGGAUGCUCGGGUUCCCGAGGGCGUUGUCUUACGAGUGCUGCGGACACUACGGACAAGGUCUCGGAGGCAUCUUCCUGGAUACUCUCAAAUGCACUGGCAAGGGAGCCAACAUCCUCGAAUGCCCGCGGAGCGAUCAAGGAUUGCACAGGCGAUGCCAUCAUUUCAUGGACCUUGGAGUAACUUGCCAGGAAAACGUUGAUUAUCGAAUCCGCCUGGUAGGAGGCGCAUCCAAACUGGAGGGGCGAGUCGAAGUGAAGUCGGACAGCUCAUGGGGGACAAUCUGCGAUGACAACUGGGACUUGACCGACUCCAACGUGGUCUGCAGGAUGCUCGGGUACGAGCGGGCAGAGAGCUACUUCUCCUGCGAGAAAUACGAGAAGGUGUCCAAGCGGAAGCAGAUCAUUCUGGACGAAGUUGAAUGCGAUGGAACCGAGGCGAACAUCGGGCAUUGUCGGGUCCAGCAUUGGCACGACUGUACGCAUGAUGAGGAUGUCGGUAUGAAGUGUGUCGAUUGGAAAACAGGCACCUCUACAACACUGAGCUCUUCUACGAAAGCAGCUGACGUGACUGGAAAUUUGGCGAGCUACAAUGAAGCAACCACCGAAAAUCCAUCGAGAUUGCCAGCUCGUAAAACAUUCGCCUUGGUUAUAUCUCAGGUGGUGUACAUUCUAGUGGCUCUUAUUGUUAUUGUCUUAUUGACAAUAAGGAUGCAGCUGUAUAGGCGAAGAGCAGUAGAAUCGAACGUCACGGAGAUUCCUUUGACCGGAACUGAAAAAUAAGCAUCGUCAUAUGGAAACGUUCGCUUGUAUUUGUCUCAUAAAAGAAUUUGACCACGAACUGACUCCCACACGGUGUUGAGUGCUCAGGG